GUACAAUAAUAUUCACUACUAAUAUUUUUAUUAAAAAAUCUUACUAACUAACUGGGCUCAAAUGUAACCCAAUACUCUUCCUGGCUUCGGCCUAAUAAUGGCCUUGGAGGAUAAAAACCCAAGAAUGCAGGGCUCGGCAAUGUAAUUUGUGGUAAGCCAUUCAUAAUCAUCAUCAUCAACUUCAUAAUACUAUCAAAUAGUACUACUAUGGAAACGUCGAGAAUUUGGAUUACGGAAGAGAACAGAAGAGCAGUGGUGGUUAUGGCGGCUCCGGAAUACGACGACAUCCAAACAGUAACAACGGCGCUGAAUGAAUUGCCUUCAUCGUUGUCGUCGAGCCGGGGCGGCGGCGGCUUUAAUGUCAACAACUGAGGAGGCUGAGGAAUCAAAAUUCAAAUCAUCCUCAGCAGAUCGGGAGGAAGAGGAAGGGAGUUUGUGUGGAGUCGGAUGAAGAUGCCUCGUUGGAGGAGGAGGAGGAGGAGGAUAUGAUGGAAGUGGUGGUGAAUGAGGAUGACCCGGAGGCGACGUUGGAGAUUCGUGAUGAUAAUUACUAUCUAGUGAGCCAGAGCCACCGUCGUCCCAGCGAGUGGAGAGAUCCGGAGGUUUGGGAGAAGUACUGGCAAGAGAUGCACGAUUCUCAGGGAUACGAGGUGCGAACUAAUCUGGAUAUAACCUUUAUAGCACAAAUCAUGCCCUGGGAUUUCAAAGAAGGGGGUGAGAUCUUACCGUUUUUCCAUGAGAUAUGUGAGGAUUGCAUUCAACAUUACAACGAUAAUCACGAGGGAAGGAAAUACAGGGAGUAUGCUAACGUUGUUGACUAUGCAUGUAUCUUGUAAUCCCGAGACUAUGCGGAAACUGUAUUUCAUUGCCUUCCAAGCUGAUCCAGUUGAUGAUUAUGAUGAUGAUGGUUCUAGCUUUUCCGAAACCUUUCGAGCUCAGUAUUUUGUCUGGUAGAACUGAUAGAAGAGAGGGAGGUGCAUGGUGCUUUGCGAAUUGAAAAAGCGUGCUCGACGCUGAAAGGCCAGCAGAAUGCCCUCUUCCUUGCUGGCGGGGGUGACUGUGCAGGAUUUUGAGCUUCGAGGAAUCAAUCUGACAAUUUGGUGAGUUAUAUUAGUAGUAUUGUUGACUCCCCAGGAACUUAUUUCAAGCAGUAGGGAGCUCUAUCCAUUUUCGGCUGUGGAGAUUGGUUUGUCUAGUUAAUUGACUCUUUGUUAGUGAUUGUGGCUAUUAUAAACUACUAGUACUUUAGAUCAACGUGAUUAACUUCUGAUGAGACUAUUAGGUAUUGGCAUUACACAUAAUUUGUGCGUGACUUUUGUUAAACCUAUUCACUUAAUCCCAACAUUCCUUGUGAAAAAGUUUCUGCAGAAGACAGAGAUGUCGAAAACAAAAACACGUUUUCGAAUGUAUUGAUGUUUUUGCAAAUGAGAUGAAUCAUGCAUAUAUGAUAUAUGAUGACAGCCUCUGUUCGAUCUCUGUUACUAGAUUCUCAACAACUUUACUAAAAUAUCUGUGAUCAAUUCGCCCUCAACUUGCUAUGGAUGAAUGGGAGGCUAAAACCUCGAAAAGGGGAUAUGUUUGAUGGUGGAGCCUAAAAGGUAAGAAGAGACUGGUGUGUCACUGUUUUGGAGCCCUUAGAAUAUCUUUAAAUUGUAGGAUAGAUCACUUGGAAAGAUAAUUUCCAAGUGUUUGGCUGUUUGAAAGGAUUCAUCUUCUAAAGACCAGUUUGGCUAGCUGUCUGCAUCUUAUCCACUUCAUCUCUUGUGCCUUAGUUCUUCUAUUCUAUCCGAAUAGCUUUUCUCCUCGUCUUAUUAAAGCUGUUGAUUUUGAACUAUUUUGAUGGUCAAAAUUUCUUGUAUUUUCUAAUGUGUAUCAUAUUAUUAU
Molecule: messenger RNA, 1884 nt
Organism: Oldenlandia corymbosa var. corymbosa
Lineage: Eukaryota; Viridiplantae; Streptophyta; Magnoliopsida; Gentianales; Rubiaceae
Source: the annotation of a GenBank genome assembly